Racocetra persica is the source of this 425-nucleotide messenger RNA. The record is from the annotation of a GenBank genome assembly. Lineage: Eukaryota; Fungi; Glomeromycota; Glomeromycetes; Diversisporales; Gigasporaceae.
AAAAGAAAGUGAAGGAACAAGUAAAAGGAAGGAUAGAGAUGAUGUAGGUAACAAAAAUAGAGUUAUACUAUAUAAACAAAGGAAAACUGAUAAAGAAAAAAGUUCCCUAUUUCCAACAACCUCCAAAGCAGCAACCCCAGCAACCUUCAAAGCAGCAACCCAGCAACUCCAAAGCAGCAACCCAGCAACCACAAUACCUACAACAACUCUAGCAACAGGAGAACUAAUUAAAUUAACAACACUAGUAUCUAGCCCAAGAAGGCCAGAAAUACCUAUAGGUGAAGUUGUCAAAACAAAAAGUCAAUCACAAGUUUAUAGUACUGAAGAUAUAGAAGGUGAGAAUAAAGAUAAGAGUGAAGGUGAGAGUAAAAGCAUAGGUGAAAAUGAAGGUGAGAGUGAAGGUGAAGAUGAAAGUGAGGUUGCAG